AUGCCGGGAUCCAAAUUCGCCAUCGAGGAUCCAUUCGCAUACCACACCGGUCUUAAUUCAUACCAUGAGUCAGAGGCCGUGAAAGAUGCGCUCCCACGACCACAGAGUCUCCCCCAACGCCAUGCCCUAGGUCUAUACCCCGAGCGCAUCAGCGGGACUUCCUUCACGGCCAAGCGGGCUUUGAACAAGCAGACUUUCAUAUACCGGAUUCUUCCAUCUACUGCGCAGUCCGGGUGGACUAGAGUCCCUGACCACCCGCUAAGCCACCGCCUGCGCUCAGAGCUCAACUUCGUCCCGGAUCAACUGAUAUGGCCGCCGGCUCAAGUCAAGAAAGACAAGACCUUCCUGGAUGGGUUGGAGAUGAUCGGGGGCGCAGGGGAUCCAACGACGAAGAACGGUGUGGCUUACUACUUCUUCACAUGUGGAGUUAGCAUGGAUGAGAAGCAGGCUUUUUACUCUGCCGACGGCGAUCUGCUCAUUGUUCCGCAGAUCGGGGUGUUGGAUAUCCGGACCGAGUUGGGCGAUAUGCGGGUGCGUCCGCGCGAAAUAUGUGUCGUCCCCAGGGGUAUUCGGUUCCGGGUAUCGUUGCCUUCUGGACCGUCUCGUGGACAUGUCAUCGAGGCGUACUCUGGGCACUUUGAUGUUCCUGAGCUUGGCCCGAUUGGAUCCAUGGGGCUGGCGAACGUGCGGGACUUUGAGAUUCCGAAGGCUGGAUAUAUUGACACAGAAGAUGUCACGGAGGUUAUUGCCAAGUUUGGGGGUCAGGUCCAUAAGACGGAGAUGAAAGGGAGUGCGUUUAAUGCUGUUGCAUGGCAUGGAACGUACUAUCCAUUCAAGUAUGAUUUGGGAAAAUUCAUGCCGAUGGGAUCGACCCUUUAUGAUCACCAGGAUCCGUCAAUCUACAUUGUUCUCUCCUGUCCAUCCGACAAACCAGACCAUGCUGCAGUUGACUUCCUCGUCCUCGGCCCUAGGUGGAUGGUCAUGGAAGAUACGUUCCAAAUCCCGUAUUUCCACCGAAACACCAUGUCCGAGUUCUCAUCUGUCCUGAGCGGAGGAUUCGAUCUAUCCCGCGUACCACCGCAGUUGUACGGCAUGAGCGGGUUAAACAACGUCCUGAGUCCUCAUGGAUUGUCAGCGUCUGAUACCGAGAACGCAAUGAAGAAAGUCCUGCGUCCGGAGCGUGUGCCGGAUGACACCAUGGCGUUCUUGGUCGAGAGCUGCUACCCAAUUGGACUGACGAAAUGGGCAUAUGACAAUGCCAUCAAGCCUAAUGAUGGUGGUGAUUUUGGUAGGUUUAAGCGGCGGUUCAACCCUAAGAUCUAG
Molecule: messenger RNA, 1323 nt
Organism: Aspergillus puulaauensis
Lineage: Eukaryota; Fungi; Ascomycota; Eurotiomycetes; Eurotiales; Aspergillaceae
Exons: 5
Coding region: 1-1323 (440 amino acids)
Biological process (GO): L-phenylalanine catabolic process
Cellular component (GO): cytoplasm
Molecular function (GO): homogentisate 1,2-dioxygenase activity
Source: RefSeq, a predicted model, not a curated record